GUGUAUUACGGAAUUGUACGCGCUCCAAAGGGUGCGAGUAGGUCAGUAUAUUCUUCUCUGCAGAGAAACCGUUCGUGUUUCUGAAUCGUAGUAUGCGCAUUACUAGGAUCCCCCAAGUCGCAACAGAAGAAGAAGAUCGAAUCAAACUCUCUCUUCUUCGCUUCAAAUAUUCAAAUAUUGGUUGACACCUUUAAACCGUUCAUCCUUCCUCACUAUAUCACUCUAAAUUUCGAUUCUUUCUACUAUUUUAUUGAUAUAUAAAAUCUUCGAAACCAAAUUGAUUUUGCUGCAAUUGGUGCUUACCACCUCCUUCUCCCUUUCCCCAAACCCUUUUCUGCAAGAACGUCUCAGACCUGGGAAUCACCGCUUCCAAGAACCCAGAUGGAGAAGGAACCUCUACUUCCGUAUUUGAGCCCGAGGAAAAGAAACCCACCUCCGCCACCGCUUCUACACCCUCUUCCCGAGGACGGUGAAAUUUCUCUUCCUCUUCCUCUAACCCCGUCGGAACUCAAGGACCGACUCAUAUUUGGCCCUUCGUCUUCCUCUCCCAGAGAUGCUUCUCCUAUUGUUGAUGCCUUGAAUUUGUCUCUUAAUUCCUCUAGACCCUCCUCUUCUUCUUUUCUUCACGAACCUCCCGUUCAAGAGACGAUAUCACCGUCGCUACAGCAAUCUUGGCUUAUCGAUCCUAAUUUCAUAUGCAAAAAGACCAAUCUGCACAGGUCCAAAACAGCUCCUGCUAUGUCGACGAUCAAUGAACUUAAUCACCCUGUUAAUACCAAGCCUGAGUUGGGAUCACAAUCCAUUAUUCGCCAAGCGGUUGUUCUCUUAUUGUUAUACUUGUCGUUGGGUGUUCUGAUAUAUUCGUUCAACCGCCAUAAGUUCUCUGUGAGUGAAACUCAUCCAGUUGUUGAUGCGUUGUAUUUUUGCAUUGUGACAAUGUGCACAAUUGGUUAUGGUGAUAUCACCCCUAACAGCACGUCCACCAAGUUGUUUUCCAUAAUGUUUGUUUUGGUGGGUUUUGGUUUUGUUGAUAUUCUGCUUACUGGGAUGGUUGGUUAUGUGCUUGAUUUGCAAGAAAAUUAUUUGCUGCAACACGUGAAACGUGAGGGUGAAAAGGAAUCUGCAGGUUCUUAUAUAAUUGAUGUGAAGAAAGGAAGGAUGAGAAUAAGAAUGAAGGUGGCAUUGGCAUUGGGAGUCGUGGUUCUUUGUAUUGGGAUAGGAGUAGGUGUGAUGCAUUUUGUAGAGAAACUUGAAUGGUUAGAUGCAUUUUACCUUUCAGUUAUGUCAGUCACAACCGUAGGUUAUGGAGACAGGGCAUUCAGGUCACUUCCGGGUCGCAUUUUUGCUUCCAUUUGGUUGCUUGUAUCCACUCUUGCAGUUGCUCGAGCAUUUUUAUAUUUGGCUGAAGCAAGAGUUGAUAGGAGGCAGAGGAGGAUGGCGAAAUGGGUGCUUGGUCAUGAUAUGACUGUCUCUGAGUUUCUUGCCGCAGAUAUUGACAACAAUGGGUUUGUGAGCAAAUCUGAAUAUGUCAUAUACAAACUUAAGGAAAUGGGAAAGGUGACGGAGAAAGACAUUCUGCUGAUUUGCAAACAAUUUGAUCGGCUAGACACUGGCAAUUGUGGGAAGAUAACUCUUGUGGAUCUCAUGGAGAGUCAUCAAUGAAAAAAAAAAGCAUUGUGGGGGGUUUCAUCUAUGUAAAAUGUAACUCCUGAAACUUUUCAACUGGAGACAAGUCACUAAAUCAAGGGCUGGAUUGUAGUUUGGCCACAGGGAUGAAUUGAUGAAUGCUGGUAUGGUAUAAACUCAAUUCCUUAUCCGCUGGUACCUUUGGCUUAUGCAAUCCCUCCACCCUCUCUCGUGUUGAGAUAUGGGGUAAUGCAUCAGUCUCUCCUUAUUCUGUUUCCCAGCCAAUUGUGGAAGCCAAUCAACUUUGAAGCUGUUAUAUUUUCUUGAUAUAAAUCAGCUCUCACAAAGAUAUCGAUGGUAUUAGCCCACAUCAAAUGCUGGAAUAUGAACAGACAAAACGUAAGUUGAUCCGGCAGGUAGAACAAGUUGUAUGGACAAUUUUGUUGAUGGUUAAAUUUAUUUUUUUGGUAGAGUAUCUAUAUAAAAGUGAGGGGUUCAGUGAUGGAAGUUGAUCUCUCUUUUUACUAAGCACAUCUUGUUUUCAGAUCUAUUUGACAGUUUUAUGCAAGGUCCUUUUUGUUUGA
This is a messenger RNA of Tripterygium wilfordii, 2210 nucleotides long. RefSeq names its product two-pore potassium channel 3-like. The record is from RefSeq and is a predicted model, not a curated record. Gene Ontology annotation, molecular function: potassium ion leak channel activity. Bases 382 to 1662 code for a protein of 426 amino acids. Gene Ontology annotation, biological process: stabilization of membrane potential; potassium ion transmembrane transport. Gene Ontology annotation, cellular component: plant-type vacuole membrane. Lineage: Eukaryota; Viridiplantae; Streptophyta; Magnoliopsida; Celastrales; Celastraceae. The transcript has 2 exons.